Cygnus olor (mute swan) is the source of this 2273-nucleotide messenger RNA. RefSeq names its product serpin family E member 2 (gene SERPINE2). The transcript is spliced from 9 exons. Bases 441 to 1628 code for a protein of 395 amino acids. The record is from RefSeq and is a predicted model, not a curated record. Gene Ontology annotation, biological process: negative regulation of plasminogen activation; negative regulation of endopeptidase activity. Gene Ontology annotation, molecular function: serine-type endopeptidase inhibitor activity. Lineage: Eukaryota; Metazoa; Chordata; Aves; Anseriformes; Anatidae.
UGCCCCGGAGGGUGAGGAGGAGGAAGGAGGGGGCUGUGCAGGGGGAGAGCGGGGUUCCCCCCGCCAAGCCGGGCGUUGCGCGGGCUGCCGAGGGGCUGGGUGCUGUUUUUCCUGGUACCCGCUUCCAUAAGUUUCCUAGCGCCAGCUGCGCGGUGGGGGGGAAUUGUUAUUAUUUUAAUUUCUCUGCGAGCAAAGAGUUUUUGUGCUUUUUUCCCGCUGGGCGUGCAAGAAGUGAGCUGAGCCCGGCUUGGGGCGCCGGGAGCCGCUCCGAGCUCCUCCGGCAGCGGCUGCAUCCCUGCUCCAUCCUCCUCCCCCUCUCGGAGGGGGCUUGCUCUCCUCCGACCGAAGAACGGGAAUCAGAGCGCCCGAAACCCGACAGAGGAACGUGGGACGAGGAUUUGCAGCCGUUGCGGCUUGGGGGUUAUUUCAAACCAGAAAUCAUGAACUGGCACUUCCCACUUCUCUUUCUUCUCGGGACUUUAACAUCUGUGUGUUCCCAGUUCAGCUUUUAUCCUCUGGAGGAACUUAGCUCCGAUGUUGGAAUCCAGGUCUUCAAUCAGAUAGUGAAAGCUAAGCCUCAGGACAAUGUAGUAGUUUCUCCUCAUGGGAUUGCAUCUGUUCUGGGGGUGUUGCAGCUGGGUGCUGAUGGCAAGACAAAGAAGCAGCUGACAACUAUGAUGAGAUACAGUGUAAAUGGAGUUGGUAAAGCGUUAAAGAAGAUAAACAGGCUCAUAGUCUCAAAAAAGAAUAAAGACAUUGUUACAAUUGCUAAUGCAGUAUUUGCAAAGAGUGGCUUUAAAAUGGAAGUGCCUUUUGUUACAAGGAACAAAGAAGUGUUUCAGUGCAGUGUCAAGAGCGUGGACUUCGAGGACCCAAAUGCAGCGUGUGAUUCCAUCAACCAGUGGGUGAAAAAUGAAACAAGGGGUAUGAUCGAUCAAGUUGUAGCUCCAGAUGAUGUUGAUGGUUUGACCAGACUGGUUCUAGUAAAUGCCGUGUAUUUCAAGGGCUUAUGGAAAUCACGAUUUCGACCUGAAAAUACAAAGAAACGUCCAUUUUAUGGAGCUGAUGGGAAGACCUACCAAGUUCCCAUGCUGUCCCAAUUAUCUAUCUUUCGCUGUGGCACUACAAGUACUCCAAAUGAGCUGUGGUAUAAUAUAAUUGAAUUGCCAUACCAUGGAGAAAUGAUAAGCAUGUUAAUUGCUCUGCCUACGGAAAGCACAACACCACUCUCUGCUAUCAUUCCCCACAUCAGCACGAAGACAAUAGGAAGCUGGAUGACAACCAUGGUAGCAAAAAGAGUGCAGGUUAUUUUACCCAAAUUUACAGCAGUAGCAGAAACGGACUUAAAGGACCCUCUGAAAGCACUUGGUAUUACAGAUAUGUUUGACGAGUCAAAGGCAAAUUUUGCAAAAAUAACAAGAACAGAAGGUCUUCAUGUAUCUCAUGUUCUGCAGAAAACAAAAAUUGAAGUUAGUGAAGAUGGAACCAAAGCUUCUGCAGCAACAACUGCAAUUUUAAUAGCCAGGUCAUCUCCCCCUUGGUUCAUAGUAGACAGGCCAUUUGUAUUCUUCAUCCGGCACAAUCCUACAGGUACAAUCUUGUUUAUGGGACAAAUAAACAAACCUUGAAUGUGGAAAAGACUUUCUUCGAGAAGUAAACAGACUCAUAUGACACACCCAUGUUCUGUUAAAUAUUUUGUACACUACUCUUUGACUUCACUCAAGAACUAGUUUUAACCACUGACUAGGUUUUGAAACAGGAGUCGAUGUAGUUCUGGCUUUGUGGGGAAAAAUACAGAUUGAAAACUACAGUAUUUCUUCAAAAUGUCUAAAAGAUUCUCUAAACUACUGAAUGGUUACCUAUGCUAACAAACUUUUGAGCUUUUUCUGUAUCUACUAAGAAUUUUAUGUAUGGCUUUUGUGAGAGGAUUUUAACAAAGAAUGAUAAGCGUUUCUAUUAAUGUUGGUUUCUUCUUGUGUGUGGAAAAGGUCUAAUUUUGUAGAUACCCCUAUCAAGAUUACUUUUGGUUGUUGACUAUCUUGAUACCUGGGUAUUCUUGGUAGAAAUAGAUUAAAAGUUCUAGCAGUUUUUAUUUUAUAUAGUGCAUGUAUCACUGAGAGUUUUAAAACUAAUGUGGUGUUAGAUACACAUCGCAUUGUCCUGUCUUAUUGUAAUGUAAACUUGUCAUUGCUAGUAUACACUUUCUAUUGGAUUUAAAUUUUAUAUUUGUUUUUGUACAAAGGAAAAAAAUAAAAAUGCAUUAUGAACAGUCA